UACUAGCAGCCGAGCAGCUCUAGCUAGCUUGCCGGCAAAGAAGGCGAAAUCACUCACUCGCAACCCAAAGCCAGAUCGCCAUGGAAGUCUCGUUGACCUCCUCUCCUCUCCUCAUUCUGUUCCUCGCUCUGCUCUGCUUCCUCUACUACCUGCGCCAGCAGGAUCCCAAGAAGCAGCCCCGUGUCCAUGGCCUCAAGUCCUACCCCGUCGUCGGCGUCCUCCCGCACUUGGUCAAGAACCACCGUCGCUUGCUCGAGUGGUCGGCCGACGUCGUGACGAAGAGCCCCACGCACACCAUGUCUUUCAAGGUCCCCGGCCUCAUCGGCGCCGCCAUCACCGCCAACCCGGCCAACGUCGAGCACAUCCUCAAGACCAACUUCGCCAACUACCCAAAGGGCGAGGUCACGGUGUCCACCAUCGAGGAUUUCCUUGGCCACGGCAUCUUCAACUCCGACGGCGACCAGUGGCUGUGGCAGCGCAAGGCCGCCAGCUACGAGUUCAGCAAGCGCUCGCUCAGGAGCUUCGUCGUCGACACGGUCCGCUUCGAGGUCGCCGAGCGGCUGCUGCCGCUGCUCGACCGCGCGGCGCGCGACGACGGCCGGACGCUGGACGUUCAGGACGUGCUCGAGCGCUUCGCGUUCGACAACAUCUGCUGCGUCGCCUUCGACCACGACCCGGCGUGCCUCGCCGAGGACGGCAUGGCCGCGCCGCAGAGCGCCGAGUUCAUGCGCGCCUUCAACGACGUGCAGGACGCCGUCAUGGCCCGGUUCAUGGCUCCGGCCAGAUCUCUGUGGCGCGUCAAGAGGCUGCUCAACCUGGAGCCCGAGAGGCGGCUGCGGGAGGCGCUCGCCACGGUCCGUGGCUACGCCGACCGGAUCGUCCGCGAGCGCCGGAACAGAGGGGAAGGGGACGCCGGGCACGACUUCUUGUCGCGCUUCGCCGCGAGCGGCGAGCACAGCGACGAGGGCCUCCUCGACGUGGUCACCAACUUCAUCAUCGCCGGCCGGGACACGACGUCGUCAGCACUGACCUGGUUCUUCUGGCUCGUCUCCGGCCGGCCGGACGUAGAGGACAAGAUCGUGGGCGAGAUCCGCACGGUGCGCGCGGCUAGCCAGGGCACCAGCACCACGGGCGCGACCUUCAGCUUCGACGAGCUGCGCGACAUGCACUACCUCCACGCCGCCAUCACCGAGUCCAUGCGGCUGUACCCGCCGGUGCCCAUGGACUCGCGCCGCUGCGAGCAGGACGACUUCCUGCCGGACGGCACGUUCGUCGGGGCAGGGUGGCAGGCGUCCUAUUCGGCGUUCGCGAUGGCGCGGGUGGAGGACAUAUGGGGCAAUGACUGCGAGGAGUUCCGGCCGGAGCGGUGGCUCGGCGACGACGGCGCGUUCCGGCCGGAGAGCCCGUUCAAGUACCCGGUGUUCCACGCGGGGCCGAGGGUGUGCCUCGGCAAGGAGAUGGCGUACAUCCAGAUGAAGUCCAUCGUCGCGUGCGCGUUCGAGAGGUUCAGCUUUCGGUUCGUCGGCGGCGAGGAGCGACCGGGGCUGGUGCUCUCGUUCACGCUGCGGAUGAAAGGCGGCUUGCCGAUGCAAGUGAGCAAGAGGAGCUACGGAAGAGACAUGUGACAUGUCCAAUUUGUACGUGGCCAACUAAGGCUCUAUUUUGCUGCACUAUUUCAGGAGUAUAAUAUUUUUCUCUCA
Molecule: messenger RNA, 1700 nt
Organism: Sorghum bicolor (sorghum)
Lineage: Eukaryota; Viridiplantae; Streptophyta; Magnoliopsida; Poales; Poaceae
Product: cytochrome P450 94B3
Exons: 1
Coding region: 81-1625 (514 amino acids)
Molecular function (GO): oxidoreductase activity, acting on paired donors, with incorporation or reduction of molecular oxygen; heme binding; iron ion binding
Source: RefSeq, a predicted model, not a curated record